This is a messenger RNA of Actinia tenebrosa (Australian red waratah sea anemone), 1946 nucleotides long. RefSeq names its product astacin-like metalloendopeptidase. Gene Ontology annotation, biological process: proteolysis. Gene Ontology annotation, molecular function: zinc ion binding; metalloendopeptidase activity; protein binding. NCBI's taxonomy places the organism in Eukaryota, Metazoa, Cnidaria, Anthozoa, Actiniaria, Actiniidae. The record is from RefSeq and is a predicted model, not a curated record.
GUUUCUUUUUCAAACGUGUUGGAGCUGUUACACAAGGUGUCUGUUCUGAAAAAUGCGUUUACUUCUUGCUUCGUUUUUGCUUCUAGCAGUCUUUAGUUUUGUAAAGGCUUUUCCAGCCACGAAAGACGKUCCUCCUAUUCAAAUCGAAGAAGAAGACGCUGUCGACGAUUCACUUGGCCCACCACCUCUUAAACAAGAUGACGGACCCAACCAGAAGCAUGGUUUGGUAACGGACGAGAAGUCUGGACCCGAGCAAGAUGAUAUGGUGGUCAUGAAGCGUCGUCCUUACCAGGAUUCUGCCUGGCCGAAAACCGGAGACGUAGCAGAAAUACCAUACACUGCUUCAGGAGUYGACACUGACGUUUUGAAAAGAGCCAUUGAAGUUUUCAACGCGAAGACGUGUGUACGAUUUGUACCGCGUUCAGGUCAAGCCAACUAUGUCAAGUUUAGGAGUGCCGGCAGCUGCAAUGCUUUGGUCGGUUACCAGCAAAUCGGUAUGCAGACCUGUGAUCUGUCAAGUGGCUGUUCUGGAAAGAAAGGAAAAGUYCUGCAUGAGAUGAUGCAUAUUCUAAGCUUUCUCCACGAGCAGUGCCGCCCGGACAGAGACAGCUAUAUCACCGUGCACACGGAUAGAAUCAAGGAAGCGGCUCGACCCAAUUUCGAUAAAAUAAGUGACAGUGUCAACCAGGGACUUCCUUACGACUGUGACUCCAUUCUUCACUACAGAUCCACUGCAUUUGCUGCAACCAGUGGACAAGAGACCAUAACAUCAUCACACUGUUCUCACCUGGGGAACGAUGACACCAGACUCUCUUUACUGGACUACAAAAGAGUUAACAMACUGUACAGCUGUGGAAAGCCUGACUACAAAUACUAUACCGUGCGAGUGGUCACUGACUCAUCGUGGUGGUCUGGAACCGACUGCUUUAUCUACCURACUCUACAUGGAAGCCAGCAAACRUCUACAGAAUUUGAACUCGACCUUUCUACGGAUWCAUCAGCCAAUCUUUUUGAGUCCGGAUCAGACGACACAUUCAACUACAUGGCUUAUCGAAAUGACUUGGGAAGUAUUACUGGGAUUUCAGUCAGAAUGGUCUCCCAUGGAUCUGGGGAAGCUUGGUGGCCAAAUACGUUCACAAUCACCGAUCCAGGCACCGGAACCUCUGCGACGUUCACCAACAACCAAUGGCUCUCCCCUUCAUCSACCUAUGGGACGAGCAACUUCCCGGCUCAGUGAACAGCCCACARUCAGCGGAUACAUAACGACAGGCCUUCUGUUUCUGUUUGUGACGAUGGCUUCUCGUUAUCGCCUUGAAACGUACCAUAGAGACUGACACAUGCACAGGAAACCGGAUAUGACAUGGAAACUUAGAUUAGCAGUAGAUAGUAGAAAACUAGUUUUUGGUGUUCAUUGGAAAUAGAGCAGGUUUUAUGUGGRAUUUUGCGACUGAACCAAUAAGGAACCACGCCAAGAAACUAUCAAAUCAGAGUUCUUUAGCCACGUAAAACAUGACUGAGCCGCGCUGUCUUGUUAUACAGGGUACAGGGGUGCUUACCAUUUACCAGGAAAACCCGCAAACUCCGGCUGGAAAACAAAUGUUAUGUAUUCCGAUCGGAAAAAUCAAGAAAAGUCGGUCUUCUGAUUGAGGUAAUCUACUUUUCCCGCUCUUUUCGGUUCUUCCGGGUAGACGCGCGUACCAUUUUUUCCAAAGUCAAGAUUCCAGUUUUUUMUUACAAUUAACACCCCAGAUACCCCUUAUUACUAUCUGAAGACAGUCAUCCUGUAUUUUUUCUCCAAAACUAUUUUACCUGUUAAACUGUGUAACUAAAAUUCCCCUAACAAGUAAGUUGCUUCCAUAUGAAAUCUGCUAAAUGACCACAUUGUAUUGUAGAAAGUAGAUAAUAAUAUGUGCGAUAGAGUAUAAUAAAAUUCAGUUGCCACUGAA